Messenger RNA from Ostreococcus lucimarinus CCE9901, 2909 nucleotides. RefSeq lists its product with no specific name. Bases 1 to 2877 code for a protein of 958 amino acids. Lineage: Eukaryota; Viridiplantae; Chlorophyta; Mamiellophyceae; Mamiellales; Bathycoccaceae. The transcript is spliced from 2 exons. Gene Ontology annotation, molecular function: ATP binding; ATP-dependent DNA damage sensor activity; mismatched DNA binding. Gene Ontology annotation, cellular component: MutSalpha complex; nucleus. Gene Ontology annotation, biological process: mismatch repair. The record is from RefSeq and is a predicted model, not a curated record.
AUGUAUAGAUUGUCGAACGCGAUGGACGACGGCCGAUUCGAUCCGUCGAGUUUGCGAAUUGAAGACGGCGAUUUUUCAAAGAUUAACGGUGAGUUUGCGAAGCAGUUUUGGAGAAUUAAGAUGCAGUUGAUGGAUUGCGUCGUGAUGGUAAAGCACGGAUCGUUCUAUAACAUGUUUGAUGUGGACGCCGACGCCGGGAAGGCGGUUGGACUUCAGCAGACGGGGACGAAUUCAGGAUUCAUGCGCAAGGUUGGCUGUCGGGCGGAGUCGUUCGAUACGUGGGCGGCUCGUUUACUCGCUCGUGGGUACACGGUUGCCCGGGUGGAACAGAUGAGCGAAGCGGCGAGAGAGACCUCGGUGAUGAAGCGGGAGUGUUGCGAAAUAUUGACUCCCUCGCUCGAUCGCGGGCUGACGAACAACGAGCGCGCGAAUUUCUUCAUCACCAUCGCGGGAAGCUCCGUGAAAUCUUUGCACUCGUGCGACUAUUUGGGUGUGUGCGCGGUUGACGCAGAUUCUGGCACCGCCGCGUUGGGUGUCGUGACGCCUCAAGAUCUGCACACCGUCUUGGUGCAAUACGAGCCACGAGAGGUCGUGAUUAGUGAACAGCUUUCUGACGACGCGAGAAAGAUGCUCGUGUCGUACGUGCGUGAAGGCGGUGACGCGACAGACUGCGUUUUACGCGUUAUAGAACGUGGCAAAGUGAAAAACCCGUCGAUCGAGCGCUCGAACAUUCUGAAUUGGUUCAAAUAUCACACCGACGAGCCCGUUUCAAAUAUUCUUCAGGAAGCCACUGAGGCAGAGUUACGAGCCGUCGGCUUUGCGAUGCGUCAUCUCGCUUGGUGUGGUGUGUUGCAAGACGUCUUUUCUCGAACAAAGUUUAUGUCCAUAGUGUCUGUUGAGCCAAGACGAACGAAUGCUGAAGAAAACCAGUCGGCUUUUGCGCUCUCGCGCGAGCUCACGCACGUCAUGCGACUCGAUGGCGACGCGAUCAAGAACUUGCACUUGCUCUAUGGCGACACUGGGAAGACUACGGGUUCGCUCUACGAGUUUCUUAAUCACACGUUUACCGCUCCCGGUCGUCGACGGCUGCGACAAUGGCUUCUCCGUCCGCUACAAGAUGUGCGCGCCAUCGACGCUCGCCUGGACGUCGUGCGAGAGUUCUCCAACAAUCACGUCUUGCUACAAACUUUCCGUGACAGACUCAAGCACUUCAAGUGGGACCACGAGCGACUUUUCGCAAAGUCGUGUCGAUUGGCUAUCAAGUGUACGAAAGUGUACAAUAUCGUUCGAUUCAAUCAAACGUCGCCGUUGACGCAAGAAGACGAGAUGGGUCUCAGAGAACUCGCGCCGAAAGGCGCGACGAAGCUCGAAGAGAUUCUUAUCGACGCUGUGAAUAUGAUUAGCUUUUGGGAAAUGCACAAAAGCGCACUUGUUACAUUUGUGGACUUGGUUCGCGCGUUGAUCGAGAUACGCGACGUGGUUUCCACCUUGAGUGAAAUUGCAGAGCGUAACGUCUCCGUUGCGAGCUUACAUCGCGACGUCGAAGACGCGAUAUCGUUUCUUCGUGAGUUGCGUUCGUGUCUAGAAGAUAGACGGAAAGAAAACACGAAAAACAAAGAAAGAUACAUCGUUCCAAGCGCACUUGUGUUUCGUGACUACGGUGAGUUUGCGGCGGCGGCGGAGCGAGAGAGAGCGCAAGAUCCAAUAGUUCGAAAACACGCGCAGCGCCAACGGCGAGAACUGCUGAGAAACAUUUACAUUCCACUCAGCGAUGAUGACGAGCGAGACGAUGAAGAGCAAGACGCGGCCGACCGCGCUGACUUAGCGGCGGCUAACGCAUUUACUGAAGUGAUGCAUGCCUUUUACGAAGAAAUCCCUCGUUUUGAACGAGUGGUGAGCGCCAUGGCAGAUUUAGACGUUUUACAAAGUUUUGCCACGUCUUGUGCGUCUUCAAGAGAGCUCGUCUGCAGUUGGCACCCUCUACUCAAGCCGAGUAUGGUGGACGACGCCAAGAGAAUCACGCAUAACAGUGGCAUCGUCGAUAAUGAUGUAUCGAUGAAGACGCCCUUCGUGCUUCUUACUGGUCCUAAUAUGUCGGGAAAAUCUUCCAUACUACGCCAAGUUGCUAUUAUUGUCAUCAUGGCGCAAAUUGGUUGCUACGUUCCCGCGGCAUCUUGCGAAAUCAGCGUGGCCGACGCUGUGAUGACCCGACUUGGCGGCGACGACAAUUUCGCCAACGGCGUAAGCACAUUUUUGAACGAAAUGAAAAGUACGGCGAAAAUCAUGAACGACGUAACUUCGUCUACACUGGUCAUACUUGAUGAACUGGGCAGAGGUACGUCUACCUUGGAUGGCUACUCGAUCGCAUUCGCGACGAGCCUUGAAUUAUGCUCUUGUGCUCAAGCUCCUCGCGUGUUGUUCGCCACGCACUACCACGAGUUGGACAAAGAUUUGGCGAGACAAGAGAUUGCGCGAGGUAAGUUUGUCACAAAGCACAUAGACGUAUCCAGUACUCGCUCAGGCGCGCUUAAGAUGACGUAUAAGCUCAAGAAUGGUCCAGCACCUCUCGGAUCGUGCGCGUUGAAUGUCGCACGCCUCGCUGGCUUUCCUCCUGGAAUUCUCACCCGCGCUUCGCACGUCUCGCAAACCGUCACCUUCAAAGGGCGAGUUAAGGAUAGCGGCUUCUCAAGAUCCUCGUAUGUACCGCCAAAGGCGUUACUAAGUAAUGAAGAACAUCUCAUGCUUUCAGCGCUCCUGGGCGAUCCCGCUCUGACCGGUGACGCCGAUAGGCUCGGCGACGGCGUUGAGUGGUGCCGACGCUUCCAUGCCCUGUGGCGGAAGUGCAACGAUUUAUCGAACCGCGCGAACGAGCCGUGAGGAAAGUUUGCGAUAUGUUGUCUCGCUGCCAU